Messenger RNA from Pelobates cultripes (western spadefoot toad), 14455 nucleotides. Lineage: Eukaryota; Metazoa; Chordata; Amphibia; Anura; Pelobatidae. The record is from the annotation of a GenBank genome assembly.
AUGGUCCUUGAAAUCUAUGGAUUCUUCCUGCUGUUUAGGUAAUGGUUCAUUUCAAAAUUUAGACGGCUAGGCCCAGGUUGAUUUAGGUGUUAAAGGGUUACUCCAACUAUUUUCCACUGGCUCACUUUCUUAGUAUAUAAUGCCCUAUCUAGAUAAUCCUGCAAGUACCAUUUUAGUUGUCUUUGUUCAUUCCUGUUACCUAGAAUGUUGUUAAUUGAAUCCUUUCUCUUUUUAGGGGCUUCUUUCCAGUGGUUAUUGGUUUCAUUCGAAGAAUACCAGUGCUGGGGUCGCUGCUGAAUUUACCAGGAAUCCGCUCGGUAAGGAAUGUAGGCUGGAUAUUAGGAUGUGACUAGAAGCUGUCAGCUAUUACAAGCACUCUCUUUCCCUCUUUAGAGAAGGCUAUUGCAGAUAAAUUCUUAGUAAGUUGUAAAUGAUCUUUCUAGGUGUACAGAGAAAUUCCAGGCAGGAUCUGAGCUCACUUUAAUCCGUUCUGUAAAAAUGUUUUAAUUCUGUUAGUGCUCUGUAUCUCUUGGCGUGUGCGUGAGUGACAAAUAGUGUACGUGAACAUGGAAGAAUGAUGAUCCGCACUCAUUUUAUUCUAAUCUGGUGAUACUGUGACUUCUUAUCGGCUUAGCAGUAAGUCUCCUGUCUGAAAUGAAUGAUGCACUUUGAGAAACAAGGUUUUUGCACGCAGAAUUCAUUAACCAAACGAGAAACCACAGAAGUGAAUAAAUAGGCACUGAAAAUGUGAAAAGACAAAUGCAUUCAGUGAAGUUUAAGAACCAAAAAAAUUGAUUGGCCCUUUAUAUCCAAAAAGCGCAGGCAAACUGUAUUUUACCUAAACACACUAUUUUUAAGUGAAAAAACUCGAUUGUAGUAUAGCAGUCAUGUCCAAAGUCUGGCCCCCGUUCCAGUUUAAUACGGCCCCACAUGUUAUUUGGCUAAUCUAUCUGUUGUGGCACACAGUGAAUCCCCGAACCCCACUCAAGAUCUCUGGAUCUUUGAACGCCGCGGUCCUGAGCGGCGCACAGGGAUUCACUGGGGGUCAAGAGAUUGCGAGAACACAGACGGACGUGUAGUAACCUCAGUCUGAGUUCUCGCAGUCUCUUGGACGUCGCGGGAUUUCGUUCCUUCUCCCUGGAGACAGAGAGUGAAGGGGCAGAAUAAAAGCGGGAAGGGGCAGAGAAUGAAGGGCCGGAAUAAAGAGAUGAGAUGAAAAGUAUGCCGUUUGCAUAAAAUAGUUAAUUUAGCAUUUAAUGUUAAUGGUUCAAAGAAUGUGAGGCAAAAUGGCUGGCCCUCACGCCUGUUCACUUCAUCAAAUCUGGCCCUCUUUGAAAAAAGUUUGGACACCCCUGUAGUGUGUAGUGUUAAAAUCUACACCACUUAUAAAGUGCAAAAACUGACAUCCGAAAAAAAUACCUGCAGCAACCAUUAUAAAGCAGUAUAAAAAUCUGAAACAAACAAGUAAACGGUGCGUGAAUAUUAAAAGAUUGUCCUUGGCAAGGUACCCAGUGUGUAACCGUAAAAUAAAGUACAGACAGUCCAUACACGUACCCUUACAAACAUGGAAUGGCUCCACAACAAGAUAUCCAAACGAAAUUCAACAGUCGCUAUUCUUAAUGUAAAGCAAAAUCCUAAACAAUGGCACAAGGACACCCAGAGGAGUGAAUAUAGUGAAGUCAGAGUUACUACAGGGAUAAAAUGUUAGACCGGCUCCAGACCAAUUCUCCCAUGUUUGGCGUCUUCUCUCCACACUAUGCCUCAAUCUCUGACCGUGGACAUGGCGCGUUUCGCUCCUUGGAGAGCCAGUCCAACAUUCUGAUGUCAUUAAUUGGCAAUUAAAGGAGCCGCUUUAAAAUGAAGCCAUUUGUGAGAGUUGCAUCCUGUAAAUCUGAAAUCUUCUAAGGAGUAAAUGCAGUUAUUUAAUGAAGUUUCCAUCUACGUAUGAUUACUGUUAUGGGUAUGGCUUGUCUGCGCUAUAUAUUGUGGUUUGUUUGUUAAGGUUACACACAGAGUACGUUUCCAAGAAGGUUCUAUUUUAAAUAUUUGUGAACUAUUUUUUUUUAUUUUUUAUUGCAAGUACAGGAUGGUUUAAUAUCCACAUAUUGACUAGGGGCUCGUCAUGUCACUUCCUAUUCCGAUGCUAGCAAGUUUCUCUGAGUGAGCACAUGUUGGCAGUUUGUAAUAUAUAUAUAAAAAAAAAAAGCAUCUGAACAGACAGAGCAAAUGUUAAGAUUGACACGUGGUCAGCAAAGUGAGUCUGUGACACGUGUACAGCUGGUAGACAGUAUGAGGUUAUCAGAAUUGGGAAUGAUUGAGCUGGUGAAGCGGCCCCGGGAGAGAGAGAGGAUCGACAUGUGGUCAGCAACGUGAGUCUAACUGGGUUACACUAAAAGUUUAUAUUUUUGUAAAUUUUAAAUCAAAAUGGAAAAGCUGAGGUAAAAAUCUGAUCUGGAAUAAAAUCUCCACCUAAACCAUAGUCCCAAACUGGUCAUUAUGAGCUUGUUUUCAUCAACCAUUCUGAUUGAAUUUGUACAAAUGAGUACAUUCUCCUGCAAGCUUUGAGCAGCUGCCCUUGGACCCCAUCUUUUAUUAUCAGAUUUAAAAAGACAAAUCCGAAUAAAAUAAAGAGAACCGCUUUACAGCUAUACAUUUGCUAUCAUUUGGCAAGAACAGUAUGUAGCUUAACUUGGAAACAUGAGCUGAUCUUGGUCAAUAAUGGAAGCAAAUAACUUAUAAACUGUGCUGUGAGUAACACGACUUUACUGUGUAUGUCUCUGCAUGUCAUCGUUAUCUCUUCACCAUAUAAACCGGCCAGCCUGACUGGUGAUACUGUGUGUGUGUGUCUGCAUGUCAUCGUUAUCUCUUCACCAUAUAAACCGGCCAGCCUGACUGGUGAUACUGUGUGUGUCUGCAUAUCAUCGUUAUCUCUUCACCAUAUAAACCGGCCAGCCUGACUGGUGAUACUGUGUGAUGUCUCUGCAUGUCAUCGUUAUCGCUUCACCAUAUAAACCGGCCAGCCUGACUGGUGAUACUGUGUGUGUGUCUCUGCAUGUCAUCGUUAUCGCUUCACCAUAUAAACCGGCCAGCCUGACUGGUGAUACUGUGUGUGUCUGCAUGUCAUCGUUAUCUCUUCACCAUAUAAACUGGCCAGCCUGAUUUGGUAAUAUGCACAGUGUUUGAAGUACACUGUGUGUGUGUUGGGGGGUGUAUGUGUGUAAAGUAUGCCGUGUGGGGUUUUUCAUCCUGAGUAGCACAGAUUGUCCUCGCAGUUAGUUUGGAUCCAUGACCCAUUUACCAUGGCACAAUUUGCACUUGCCACUGGCUAGUGGACAAGCGAAAACCUUCAGUGUGUGUCUUUAUCUAUCUUUUCCGUUUCUGAAACCUGGGGCUACUUCAGCCAAGAGCGCCCCUUCAUACACACCUUAUGUCAGUUGACCUACAGGAUUUUUUUGUGUUUUAUUUCUCGUAACCUAGAACCUUGCUAAUAAAUGUUUUAGAAUGGAAUCCUUGGUCUGGCCGAUCUAUAUUAAGAAACACACUGUACAUACAAUUUCUAAUGGUUUAUCAAACCUUUACUCUGAAUAGUAGUUUUAUCAAGAUAUUUUUUUAUUUUUUUUUUGUCCCAAGCCAUCAUAAAUGAGAAGGAUUUCCACAAUAAUGGUCAGUUCCAAUCUUUCUCCUCUUGAAUUUAUUUGCAUGGAAGACCAUCUUUUACUUUUUACAUUUGAAUUUUCUUGUCUCACACCUCCUACACAACGUGAGGUUAUAUGAAGGGGCCGCAAUUAUACUCCCUGAUGGCGAAUGUUUGAAUCCCUAGUCUGCACCUAUUAGCAGAUUCCUCGAGGGAGGGCACUGUAGUCCUUAGCCAACCAAUUGCCUGCUACUUAUAGGUUGUGAGGAGGCUGGGUUUAUAGAUUCCGGAUUCUGUAACAAUGUAAAUUUCUACGCUUGUCAUUUUGGGUUUAGUGUCCGCUUUAUAAAUACCGCUUGGAAAAAAUUGGGGUGGAGCAGCGCUACAGUACUAAUCACAGGGGUGGAUGGAGCUGCACACUUGAGGGGAAGGGCAACCCUCAAACCCUUCAACAAAUCUGGGAGAACAGGGAACAGCAAAUACAGGGUGCGCUAAGUGGAACAAAUGAGAGAUAAUAUAUACAGAAAGAGGGAAGAACAACAAAAGAAAGUCUCUGAAAAUGCAAUGUGGACCUUAGAUAGGUAUUCUUUUGUUCUUGAUUGGGUCCUCAGUAGUUGAUAUGAAAAACAAAAGCAAAGACAGGGAGGGACCAAUACUGCAAAAGCGUUAGGAGAUGGUGUCACGGACAACACAGAAAUAGAGAAGUGCCAACCUACAAUAUACAGAGCUAUGCCGUGCUCUAGGUAAAACGGCAUACAGUGGUAUUUGAAACUCCCCACAUGUAGGAUAUAGCUGGACAAUAGGAGGUGUUUCUUCAAUACUUUGUACAACGUCUCAAAUACACGUCAGCAUAUAAAAUACAUAAAAAUAAGGGAAAAACCCAAUGGUGCAAUAACGUAUGUCAGCUACAAACGAACACUGAGGUCCUAAGAGUGCCAACUUCCAAUUGGGAGGGCUAUAACCAGCUCUGAGUAAAACAGCAUCCAGUGGUAUUUAAACUCCCCACAUGUAGGAUAUCCAUCUGGUGAUGUAUGGAGUGCAGGAUUUAUGGGGAAAAAAAAGCACAAAAGAGGGCCCAUAGUAGAUAAAAUAGAAGUAAAAGGAAACGUACUUACAGUGUAUAGAGCAGCCACACUGCUUUAUGAACCAGGUGUGAGUGGAAUAAUCCCCACCUAAGGAUUUCUUUUGUAGUACUGGAUUUGCAAACACAGCUUUACAUCUGUUUCAGAUUAACGGAUGAAACUGAUUUUUCAUAAGACAAUGUAGGGAUAUGUCUGGAAGGAUUUAGGUUAAAGGCACGUCUUUGUAUACAGACCUAAAAUUGGUGUUCGCCUCAAGCCAGGUACUUGACAAACUGCAAUGGUUUUGGAGAUUCAGCAAUAAAAUUCACUCCAGACUAAUUUAUUUUGUCUGUCAGCACAGAGAUUGAGCACACCAGUUCUCCUGUAACGCUGGGCGCAAUAACAGUCAUUUGGGGAGUUUCAAAUACCACUGUAUGCCGUUUUACCUAGAGCACGGCAUAGCUCUGUAUAUUGUAGGUUGGCACUUCUCUAUUUCUGUGUUGUCCGUGACACCAUCUCCUAACGGUUUUGCAGUAUUGGUCCCUCCCUGUUUUUGCUUCUGUUUUUCAUAUCAACUGAGGACCCAAUCAAGAACCAAAGAAUACCUAUCUGAGGUCCACAUUGCAUUUUCAGAGACUUUUUGUUGUUGUUCCCUCUUUCUGUAAAUAUUAUCUCUCAUUUGUUCUACUUAGCGCACCCUGUAUUUGCUGUUCUCCCAUAAAUACCCAGCUGCAUGGUAUUUUCAUUGAAUCCCUUCUGCUCCCAGCAUGUGCUGUGUGUUCAUAUAAGCACGCGUUGUGUGGGCAAAGGAGCGUGUCUCUCUGCCUCUGCGCUAAGAAGAGAUGUAUAAAAAUAUUGUUUAUUCACUUAAUAUUUAAAAAGUAUCCGGACACUUUUUUUUUUUAUUUCCCUUCAUUAUGUGACUGCAUAUUCUUAGAACUGUGUUUUGAUUUUAGUCAUAUAACAUUUUUCUUUUCUUUUCUCAUAGCUGGUAGACAAAGCCGGUGAAAGCAACAACAUGGUAUAACGGACGCUGUAUAGUGAUCAAACUGUUACUGGAUGCGUGCAGAUAAUGGCACUCCCUCAGAUGGUGUAAACACACUACGAUUUGCCUGUUACCUUCAUACCGAGGGCUGCUGUUCUGCAGUUUACUAGAUGACACGGAGGGGCAAUUACAGACAGAUUUUCUAAAAUAAAUAUUCCAGACUUGUUUCACCUCGGAAACCUCGCUGAGCCUCCAGAAUCCGUCAUAACUGUGGUAUCCGCUCUACGCACCGUUGUAAAGGAAAAAACACUUUUAUUUUAUUUAUAGAAACAAGGAUUCCAAGCGAUACACUCCGGCUAACGAGACUCGAUGUGAUGCAUGAAAUUAUGAUGGACCGUAUCAUUUUUAAAGACAGAAAAUAAUUGGUUUAUAUAAGGAAAAUUAGCUUGUUACAGUGAGAAACAUUUUUGUAUAUAUAAUGGGUAGUAAAAAAUAUUCAGCGUCCAGGUUGGAUCAGAAUUGCCUUUUUCUUUGUUUGUUUUUGUCAAAUAACACACCAGCAGCCUUUUUAAUUCUGGUAGUGUGAGUCCUUUUUAUUGCCACAGAAGUGACUGCACCAAAUAGAAUAUACUGACCCUUUAUUUAUUUUUUUAUAUCUUAAUUAGCGAGUGGGGUCACACUAUACUGUGUUUAAUGGCUCUAGUACCUGAUCUUUUCUUCUAAACAAAAUUUCAUCCCAAAUGACCCAUUUUAUUCUAUGUACAGUCACCAUUGUGAAAUACAGCACCAUGUUCAUAUCUCGGAGUUGUUAGAUUAAGUCCCAAAUUAAGAUUUUCUCCAAGCUCUAAAACGGUUAGGGAAACCUCCACUAUUUUACUUUAAUAGCGGACCUUACUGAUUCUGCUCAAACUAGGAUUAUUAAAACUUGUUGUUCUAACUGUCUUGGUAAAGUGUGGUGUAAGUCCUCUGUUAAUAUAAAGCAUUAUUAACAAAUGGUUAGAAACUUCUAAACAUCGGCUCAUAAUGGAAAUGGCUGCUUCCUUGAAAUCUUAUAUGAAAGGAAUGGUCACAUGUAAUUAAACACUGUUUUUAUAAUUACAUCUCUGGGGUGUAUUCAGUAAAUCUGGACUUGAGGGUUAUUGUCAAAAGUUGCAUAUUUUAAGGAAAAAUAGUCAAAAUGAAAAUGCUGGACUGGAGAAAUUUUCCAAUUUGCUUCAUAUGAUCUGAAGCAUUUCAUUUUCCAUAAACGGAAGUUUAGUAAAUAGCCCUGCAAGUUGGGUAUCUCGCGUCGACUUUCGGAGACAUCAAAACUGCCAUUAAAGUGUCACAGCCGUCUGUAUUGUGAUUGAAACGUCACUGUGUGCUCUGAGAUAUUUUAUAAUCUCCUGGGUGGGCGUACGAGAAUCAUGGUGAAAAUCUGAUUCAAUGUAUGAUGUUCAAUGUGAAAUAAUUGUGUGGUCUCGUGUAUCACGUCUGUGACCCAUUAAAUGAGGAAUGAUACUCAGUAAGGAUCUCACCGCCUGGACAUGGCUUUGGGGUGGUCUAGGGACCUGUGUGCAGGUAAUUCUGACAUGUCUAUUCCCUUCUGCUUUAAUUUCAAAAUUUAGAUCAACAUUUUGCCUGUUUUCCUGUCGGCUACUUUUGGCUUAAAAUGUAAAAUUCUCUUUAUAUUUCUGAUAAAUCACAAUUUAGUGAAUAACCCUGGUGGCACUGAUUGUAAGAUUGAUCACUUGAAAAUGACAGAAUAGCUAUCACAGACGCACUGGGUGCUAGGUUCACACAAAGCAUUUAUUGGGGUUUGGUAUCUGAAAGAAAAAUAAAAACCUCACUCCGUUUCCUCUCUUUCUGCCUUUAUUUUACUUUUUAUAUCUUUAUCUGCCUCUCUUAAACAGUUUGUGGGAAGAAAGGUUUGGUUAUUUUGUAGUAGGAAACUGCAAGUGGGUAUUCUUCUAUACUGAGGUAAUAAAGAUUCCAGUGCUAUUCUAUACUGGGAGGGAAUAAAGGUUCUGCACCUCUCCUACACUGGGGGAAUAAAGGUUCCAGUACUCUCCUAUACUGGGGGAAUAAAGGUUCCUGUACUCUCCUAUACUGGGGGAAUAAAUGUUUCGGGACUCUCCUACACUGGUGGAAUAAAGGUUCCGGCACUCUCCUAUACUGGGGGAAUAAAGGUUCCUGUACUCUCCUAUACUGGGGGAAUAAAGGUUCCGCUACUCUCCUAUACUGGGGGAAUAAAGGUUCCGCUACUCUCCUAUACUGGGGGGAAUAAAGGUUACAGUACUCUCCUAUACUGGGGGAAUAAAGGUUCCGGUAUUCUCCUAUACUGGGGGAAUAAAGGUUACAGUACUCUCCUAUACUGGGGGAAUAAAGGUUACAGUACUCUCCUAUACUGGGGGAAUAAAGGUUCCGGUAUUCUCCUAUACUGGGGGAAUAAAGGUUCCGGCACUCUCCUAUACUGGGGGAAUAAAGGUUCCUGUACUCUCCUAUACUGGGGGAAUAAAGGGUCCAGUACUUACUAUACUGGGGGAAUAAAGGUUCCGGUACUCUCCUAUACUGGGGGAAUAAAGGUUCCGGUACUCUCCUAUACUGGGGUAAUAAAGGUUACAGUACUCUCCUAUACUGGGGGAAUAAAGGUUACAGUACUCUCCUAUACUGGGGGAAUAAAGGUUCCGGUACUCUCCUAUACUGGGGGAAUAAAGGUUCCGGUACUCUCCUAUACUGGGGGAAUAAAGGUUCCGGUACUCUCCUAUACUGGGGGAAUAAAGGUUCCGGUACUCUCCUAUACUGGGGGAAUAAAGGUUCCGGUACUCUCCUAUACUGGGGGAAUAAAGGUUCCGGUACUCUCCUACACUGGGGGAAUAAAGGUUCCGGUACUCUCCUACACUGGGGGAAUAAAGGUUCCGGUACUCUCCUAUACUGGGGGAAUAAAGGUUCCUGUACUCUCCUAUACUGGGGGAAUAAAGGUUUCAGUACUCUCCUAUACUGGGGGGAAAUUAAGGUUCCGGUACUCUCCUUUACUGGGGAAUAAAGGUUCUGGUACUCUCCUUUACUGGGGAAUAAAGGUUCCGGUACUCUCCUAUACGGGGGGAAUAAAUGUUCCGGUACUCUCCUAUACUGGGGCAAUAAAGGUUCCGGUACUCUCUUAUAUCAGGGGGAAUAGAAGUUCCGGUAUUCUCCUAUAGUGGGAGAAAUUUCAUCCUGAUCUGUUGGAUGGAAAUUUUAUUAAAAUUCAAUUUGCUUUCCAUAGAAAAACUGUAGAGAUUGGCAUUGUUUGGGGAAUGGGUGAAGCUCUUUAUUAACCAUCGCUCUGCCAUUUAAUUAUGUUUCUAUCUCUUGGUUAGCUGUUUGUCAUCCACUUGAUGACUAUUAUUAUAUCUCAGAAAUAUACACAACCCAAGUGGGUUCAGCUGGUAUUUCUAAAAAAUAAAUAAACAAAACAUAGUGUGAAACAGUUAACCCCUUCCUGACGCAAGACGCAAAUUUUCCAUCAUGCUUGUCCUAUCGUUAAGGACGCAUGACGGAAAAUUUCCUUCAUUUAUUAAAAUUAACCCCAGAUCGCGGCGAUCGCAGAGUAAACACUCCUCCUCGGUCUACGAGGCAGACUAUGAGUGCCCGAUCGUGCUGCCCCUGCAGCUGUGAUUACUCUGACAGGCUGUCAGAUCGAGCACAUGUGAUCUUUCGUGUUCAGUGGGAAGUGCAGGGAGACGGAUCAGUGCUGGUCCUCUUCUCCCUGUGUACUUAAAUAAAUAAAUAAAGUUAAAUCCCACCCCCCCCUCCCCCUUUCCCCUGCUUUAUUAAAAUUAACCCCUUCCCUGCCAUUUCAUUACUGACAGUAUUUUACCCCGGGGUGUAUUCUUUAAUAAAUAGUAUGUGGUUUUGGGGCAGUAUAAAUAGCCAACCAGCUAAACUCCAAAAUGGAAUAUGUACACAGCGUAAAAAUUCUAUUUUUGAAAAAAACCUGGAGUGGCUGUGUCUCAAAUGUGCCCCUUUAAUGUCUACAUAUACCUGGCAAAUGUACGUACGGGGGUAUUGCUGUACUCAGCCGACAUAGCUGAGCAACAUAUGAAGUAUUAUACAGUCAUAGCACACAUAAGGUUUGCAAAAUAUGCUGCGCAAACUCACUUUGUGUGUCAAAAAGGCAGUAAAAAUGCUUAUUACCACUACACUUGGUACAAGCUAGCGGAAAAAUGAUCCCACGCUAAGGUUCAAAAUAUGCCUUUUGAAAUACCCUGGGAUGUCUUCUUUAAGAAACGGUAUGCUUUAUGGUGUAGUUGGAAUAUGUAGCCUGCUAAAUUGCUCCAAAAUGAAACAUGGACCCAUCAACACCAUCUAUGAAAAUUCACACUUAAAAACCUGAACUUGUCAUGUCUCUUUUACAGCAUGGUAACUUCACGAAAUAGUAGACGUGCAAUUUGUUUCGGUCCAAAUGAGUAUUCGGACGAAUUUCUGGAAAUUCGGAUAUUCGGGUACUUCCAAAUAGCUGAAUAGCCGAAUUGCCAAAGUUCCGAAUUGCCGACGUUCUGAAGUUCCGAAAUUGCCGCAUUUCCAAAGUUGGCGAAAUUCCGAAGUGUCAAAGUGCACAAGUGCCGAAGUUCCGAAGCACAGUAUUGCCUAAGUACUAAUAUACUUACCCAGUGGAAGAAUGAAGAAUGUUACACUGUAUACAAGUAUACAAGUUACUUAGCCAGUAAAUGGAAUGACAGGAACGAAUAAGUAGAUAACUCCCUAAUACCCAAGGUAUUAGGGAGCUAUCUACUAAAAGGCUGAAAGACCUAAAUCUAAAUGAAGAUUACUUAGUAUUAGUAAAUUAUGCCCAUACUCGCUAUACCGCGAGUAGGGGCAUGUCUAGUAAACAGUGAGCAGCCUGUGGCGGUGGGUGGGGACCCUAAAGUAAAAUAAUGGGGGGGACCUAUUGUCCUCCCCCAAGGCCCCCACCCCUGAGUGGUGGGUGGGGGCCCUAAAUUAGAAUAAGGGGGGACCUAAUGUCCUGCCUUGCUCCCACCCCUGAGCAGUGGGUGGGGGCCCUAUAUUAGAAUAAGGGGGGGGACCUAAUGUCCUCCCCCUAGCCCCCACCCCUGAGCGGUGGGUGGUGGCCCUAAAUAAAAAUUUAACCCCCCCAGGUGACUAGGGGUCCCUAAACCCCUAGUCACCCCCCUCCCAAAAACAAUUAACCCCUACCUACCCCCCUGACCCUAAAAAUAAUGAGGAGGGACCAUUAACUAAGUACCUGUAAAAAAAACAACUUACCAUUUGAUGUCUUCUUUUUUCAGCCUCAAAAAAGGCCAAAUAAAAAUCCAUAAUGACCGUUGCAAAAAAAAAAAAAAAAGAGUGCAAAAAAAUAAUCCAUGUUCACCCGGCGAGGGCUCCGCGCAGACUGAGCUCUGCAGGGCGGGGGAAGGCUUAUAAAGCCUUGCCCCGCCCUGCAAUUAGGCUCAGAGCACUCUAAUUGGUGGGUUUAAUCCAUCCAAUCAGAGUGCUCUGACAGGUAAAUGAAGAGACUGACAGGUAAGUCUCUACAUUUACCUGUCACAGAACUCUGAUUGGUUGGUUUGAAAUCCACCACUCAGAGUGCACUGUAUCAUUUUACACAGCGUGGGAAAGUUCUUUGGAAUUUUCCCACGCUGUGUAAUUUGACUCAUAACAACACUCUGAUUGGUGGAUUGAAAGUAACCAAUCAUAGUGUUAUGAGUCAAAUUACACAGCGUGGGAAAAUUCCAAAGAACUUUCGGCAUUUCAGAUGUUUUGGACUACACCUCCCAUGAUGCUUUGCCAGCACUAUAGCUGUAAGUGCAUUAUAGGGGAUGAAGUCCAUAACAUCUGGGGUGCCGAAAGCUGCCUACCCCUGGUCUAGGCCAUACAUUGGGCAUAUUGCUUUACUCAGAAGAUGUAACUGAGUUAUAAUUUGGGGAUUUUAUGACAGUGGCACGUAUCAAGUGUAAGAAAUACUCGGCAAAAAUGCAACAUGUUUGGAAAAAUUGCUAGAAAGAUACAAAAAUGGAUGUGGCUAGAUUAAAGGCGCUUAAUAGUUAUUUAGUGAGAAUUAUUUGUUAUAGCUGGUAUACGAACUUUUAGUGGAUACGCCAAAACCACUAUAAUUGUGAAACCAUAAGAAAACAAGAUACCAAGCAGUGAAUCAGAAUGCAACAAACUUCAACACAACUUGAUAUAAGUGCAGCGCUAAAAGUGUGAUAAUAAUACUCCGUAUGCAUUUACCCCUUACAGUACACACAGGGUAUGCAUGUAAAAUAAACAGAGAUAUAUAGAGUAGUAUUGCCCAGUAAUCCUUUAGUGGAAAGUACGUGAAUAAAAAAGGAAACUCACACGUUAAAGAGCCCUUUAUAAGGGUAAAGGCUCUAAACACAUCAGCGACUAUGCCUUUUAAGGUAGGCAGUAACACCUAGGCGUAGGGGUUGUUCCUUUCUUCACUCUGUCAGUGGAUUGUAUCUCCAAAUAAAGCACAAAAGAGAUUUCCUGGUGCAGAUUGUCUUAAGCCAGAAAGUGCAAAAUAUAUUUAUAAGCUCAAUGCUCACCUUUUAUAGAGCCUUUUGGUAACUGGCUCUAAGUACUGCAGGCAUAAGUGUCAAUUAGGAGGUGACACUUCCCUCAACUGGACACCAAAUAUGAGGAGGAGAUGGAAUAUAAGUAACUUAAAAUUAUAAUUUAUUUAGACAAAAAAUAAAAAUAAAAUACAUGUAAAAGUAGCAUGCAUAAAUACUAAAUAUCCUCUCUCUCCUCUUCCGUCAGAAACGCGUCUCCUCUUCGCGCCUUUUUUCGCUGGGUUUCAUUUCUGGUUUGACGCCGUCGCUUCACUUCCGGGCCGGCUUGAUUUGCCGAUACAUCACUUCCGGGUCCUAGUUGUUCCUACAAAUCCCAGCAUGCUUCAUUCUUCCCAUUUGUCUUCUAAAGUCUGUUCUUCUGGUAUCAUAAUUGAUAAAAUUAACUGAACAAAAGUCCUUUAUAAUCACUCAAAAACACAAACAUAGUUAGUACAUUAAAAAACAUAUAGGUCGGGGAGCGGAUCCUGGCACUGAACCGGACAGGACGCCAUCUCUCCCAGCUCCGACAAUCACACACACAAUCUGAGCGAUAUCCUGGUGACUAACCGCCAUACGACCGUGUACGCACCAGCUACAGCCUGGGGACACCACACUGAAUCCCCAGAUGCCCUUCCAGUACUCCUUGAAGCAUUUAAAGGCAAGACGCAGGACCGGGGCCUACCACACACCCACCAACAGCGACCUCAAGUACCUCUGGGGCGGGGACCCCGCGGGUAACACAGCAGAGCUGUGGUCGAUCCACACAUCACCCGCCAACACAUCAAUGGGGCGCAGAAAUCAGAAGCUUACAGAACAGCUUACAGUAACGCUCCAGAACAGAGGGAUAUAGGAGCUAUGCUCCAGCGGCACACCUCCGCCAAGAUGGCGGCCGCUGAAGGCCCGACCUCACCAGGGGCUCCCCAACACUUCAGCUGCAGAACACAACGGAAGACUCACAGCAACAGCCCACAGCAUCAGCAGGUAACUCUGAACCUGCAACCAAACAGGACCUCCAAACCCUAUACACUAUGCACAAGACAUUCAAAGCCUCCUCACUGCUGACCUGCCUAUCCUAAAAUCAUCCAUGCAACAACUAACAGGCAGAAUGGAGGCAACUGAAGCAAAUAUUAAAGAGCUUAGCCAAGACACCUCCACCAUGCAGGCAUCUAUACUCCAACUACAAGCAGCCCAACAGGCCCUUUCACUACAGGUGGCAGCGCAGGAGGAUAGGUACCGCCACAACCACGUAAAGAUAAGGGGCAUCCCGGCCACGGUCCCCCAAGAGGAGCUGCCACACUACGUCAGAAGGCUUCAGUACUGCCACCUGCUACCGUUAAAAAAAUAAACAUUGCUGGGCUAUAUCGCCUACCAACGUCCACCUUAACGCCCGGCGACGUCAUACUCCGCUGUGCACUACCUCAAGACAAGGGGCAAAUAAUGGCAGCGGUAAGAAACAAGACCCCACUUCCCUUUGAAGAUUCGCAACUGUCCUUUUACCAGGACUUAUCCAAGGCCACACUGCAAUGGCGAAAAUCCCUGAACCCUGUCACCACCCGACUGCAGGCAGCAGGAGUACCCUACAGGUGGGGAACGCCACGAUCCCUUCUUGUCUCGUACAAGGGGUCCACGCAAAGGUUAACUACAGGGACUGAUAUCCCAGCAUUCCUUGCAGCUCUGGACAUGCAGGAGGCAACGGCAGCACUAACGGACUCAAAUCCCGCUCACGGAUGGGACCCAUUCAAUGUGGUACCAUUUGUGCCAAGAACUGUAGCCGACUGCCCACCUGAUACCUGACUGGCAGGGACAUCUCCAGCCCGGUCCAAACCCAAUGGAGGGACUCACUGAUCCGGCAGCCCUAGGCUGAAAAGUUGCAGAAUUGUAAAGUUCUAACAACAUGGUUCUGGUUGUUCUUGUUUUUUUGUUUUUUUUCAUGCCAUAUGUCUAUGUCCCUUGCUGUAAAAUCACCCAUUAGAGGACACAACUUUCAGCCUGGGCCCACUAGGCAUAGAGACACCAGGCUCACAAUAAUACACCCAAACACUCAUGCAGCUGCGCCCUAGUCCGGUUACAUCUAGCCACGCGUAACCAAUCAUUGAAGUGCCCCCCGCUACCCUCUUGGUUAGGGGCUAAGCCUCUCUUGAGAGGUCAACCAUGCACAAAGGUAAUCAUCCCCCCCCCCACCCCACCCUGGGGAGGAGGGCAACACUUACACCACCGACACCCGAGUGCAGAUAUCGCUUGA